Molecule: messenger RNA, 465 nt
Organism: Gongylonema pulchrum
Lineage: Eukaryota; Metazoa; Nematoda; Chromadorea; Rhabditida; Gongylonematidae
Source: the annotation of a GenBank genome assembly
AUAGUUGUGGAAGUGGCGGAUAUGAUAUUAUGCUACAUGAUGCCCUGCCUUUGUGUGGUUAUAUUAAAUUUGCUUGUCGCUGGAAAGGUGAAACAAGGCUUCAGCCAUGUAGCCGCUGGUCAGUGCAGAGCUACAAAAACUCCGUCUCGGCGUCGACAGGGAUCAACUAUGAUUUUAUUGGUGGUACCAGUAGUGUUUAUAUUACUGAAUACACCGUUUUAUUUGUUGCGCAUUACGGAUACAAUAGCAAUGUACGUCUUUCAAAGUAACGAAUUUUCCAUUGUUGGAGGCCUCCACGGUUCAGUUACAAUAUUUCUAUACAACACUGCUCAUUAUUUGUAUUACUUCAAUUUCGCUUGCGACGUCAUUGUCUAUGCAUUCUCCAGUUGUGUAUUUUUUCGUGAAUCUAACAAACACUUUGGCAAGUUCAUGCUUGUAUGUCUGUCCAUGUUUGUGUUUAAAUAA